AUAGAUUCUGACGAGGUCUGGGAGCAAAAUGUUACAUACAGAAAGAUGAGACGCUGACACCCUAGUAAAUAUUAUUAAAAUUUAUUUUUUAUUUAUAAUAAAAGUAUGGCCAUAUUUCAAAACGCACGGAAAAAAGAUUUGGUUGAAUUAAUCAAAUAUCUUGUCAAUUAUGAACGAUCCAGAAAUUUCGAUUAAAAUAACCCGAAUUCUGUUUAAGUUAACAAGAUGUUUGGUUUUUGUUAUCUUAACAGAGUUAAACAGAAUUAGGGUUAAUACUUUAAUCGGAAUUUCUGUAUCGUUCAUAUUCGAUCAGAUAUUUGGUUAACUUUACCAAACCUUUUUUUAAGUGUGUAAAUAAAAAAUAUCGUUGAUAUAAAAAAUCAAGGGCAGCACGAUAAUGUCACAAAAUCGACCGCAUAAAAAAGAUUGGCCAAUUGAUGACACGUCGAAUACGACAAGAAUGUACUCCGCCCGGAGUAAUAGUUUUAACAUUUUCGAUUGUAACUCAUGGAAAAAAUGUUACCCGAAAACGUAUAUAAUAACUAAAUAUCCUAAAAAUAUGCCGGGACGUUCUAAACAUACAAGAAAUGACCUUGAGAGUUUGUCUUGUCUGUGUUUCAAACACAUAGCAUGUAGAAAUUUAGAAAAUAUUUGUUUUACUUAAAUUUUCACAUGUACGAUACGAAUUCUUCUUUCUGCAUUGUAAUUCAUUUUUUAACUUAAUGUCAUUAAUCAAAUUAUGUGCGUGAACAGCAAUAUAAGAUGUGAUUUUUUAUACCCAUAUUAUUAAAUAGUUUAUCUAGCUCCUAUUUUGCAAAGAGGAUUAUCAAUGAUAAAAACGAUAAUGACUCAGAACUACGUCAUUUGUUUGCGUGAUAACAAAGUAUAUAACCUGCUGACUUAUAUAACACUUCUCAUUUCUUGCGUGUUGAAGAUAAAGUUCAAUUGCAAUAUAAACGAGUUCUUCCUUCAUUUCAUUAGUAUCGUUAGUUCAUAUGAACACGCAAUAUGUGAUAAUCAGUGAUUUCAUACAGUUUUAUAAUUGUGAAAAAUAUAAUCUGAACUGUAUUUAGUGACUAAUAAAAUAAUUGGUUUUCUUGUGCAAUAAAGGCAAAAAAUAUCAAUACAAGAUGUUAAUAAGCGGGCUUUUUAUCUCCAUCCUAAUAUUAGUAUAUUUUUAUUAUAAGUACAUAAUAUUCAAUUUCUGGCGAAAAAAGGGAGUGUUUGUACCUGUCGAACCUGUUGUACCGACUGGCAAUGUGACAAAAUUUUUGACUGGAAAAAUACCAUUAGGCGAACUCAUGAAAAAUUUCUAUAUGAAAUAUAAGGAACAUCGUGUUAUUGGAAUCUACACAUUGUUCAAACCAAAUCUAAUAGUCGCCGAUCUUGAUUUAAUUCAAACUGUGCUCACGAAGGAAUUCAAGAGUUUUCAUGAUCGUGGAACGUAUUGCAACGAAAAGAUCGACCCACUAUCUGGUCAUUUGGCUUCAUUGACCGGAACAAAGUGGCGGAAUUUACGCGUCAAAUUGGUACCAACUUUUACAUCGGGCAAGAUAAAACAAAUGUUCACGAUUAUAAGGGAAUGUAGUGAAGAGUUGACGAAAAGUUUAGAAAUGGAAACUCAUACAAAAAAUGCUGUUGAUAUCAAAGAAAUAUUUGCAAGAUACACGACGGAUAUAAUUAUGUCAACUGCAUUGGGAAUAAGGUCCAACUGCUUAGUUGAGGCGAAUAAUGAAUAUCGAUACUGGGGAAAGAAAUUUUUCGAAUUAAAUCCUUUCUGGUCCGCUAUGAGGAUAUUUGCACCAGAAAUUUUGGAAUUCUUUUCCAUUCCUGCUACGGAUCGUGGUGUCACCAAGUUCUUCACGAAAUUAUUCCGUGACAAUGUGGAGUACAGGCAAACUCACAACGUCGUAAGGCACGAUUUUAUGAAUUUACUUAUACAACUCAUGGAGAAAGGCUACGUUGAACUUGACGACAAUAGGGACAACACCGAUGAAUCUUCUAACACGAAUAAACUUACCAUGCUGGAGGCGACCGCACAAGCCUUUGUCUUCUUCAUAGCUGGCUUCGAAACAUCGUCGACCGUAGCGACGUUCUGCCUGUAUGAGUUAGCUAUACAUCAGGAUAUACAAGACAAAGUUCGCCAGGAGAUCGAUGAGACGUUGAAAAAGCACGGUGGACUGACUUACGAUGCUUUGAACGAAAUGACGUAUCUGCACAAAGUAGUCCAAGAAACCUUACGGAAAUAUCCACCUGCAACUGUUUUGGGUCGUGUCUGUACCAAAGAGAUAGUCCUCCCAACGACAAACGUUCGCAUCCCGAUAGGGACAUCAAUCUCUAUACCAGUACUCGGAGUGCAUCGAGAUCCGUCAAUAUACCCGGAUCCGGACAAAUUCGAUCCUGAACGUUUCAACGCGGACCAAGUGGCAGCUAGGCAUCCUUACGCUUUUUUGGCAUUUGGUGAAGGACCACGUAUCUGCAUAGGUGCAAGGUUUGGUUAUGUGCAAGCAAAGAUUGGAAUUAUAAGCAUCGUAUCGAAGUUCAAGGUUAAAUUGCAUCCACAAACUGCGGUACCACUCGAAUUUGAUAAUAAGACGUUUAUACUCACUGCCAAAGAUGGUGUGCAUCUUAUUAUUGAAUCGCUGUAAGCUAAUCGCGCUGAUAUUUUUAAGUUGUAAAAUGGAUUCUGACGAGGUCUGGGAGCAAAAUGUUACAUACAGAAAGAUGAGACGCUGACACUCUAGUAAAUAUUAUUAAAACCUAUUUUUUAUUUAUAAUAAAAGUAUGGCCAUAUUUCAAAACGCACGGAAAAAAGAUUUGGUUGAAUUAACCAAAUAUCUGGUCAGUUAUAAACGAUCCAGAAAUUUCGAUUAAAAUAACCCGAAUUCUGUUUAAGUUAACAAGAUGUUUGGUUUUGUUAUCUUAACAGACUUAAACAAAAUUAGGAUUAAUACUUUAAUCGGAAUUUCUGUAUCGUUCAUAUUCGACCAGAUAUUUGGUUAACUGCAUCAAAUCUUUUUUUUCCGUGUGUAAAUAAAAAAUAUCGUUGAUAUAAAAUAUCAAGGGCAGCACGAUAAUGUCACGAAAUCGACCGCAUAAAAAAGAUUGGCCAAUUGAUGACACGUCGAAUACGACAAGAAUGUACUCCGCUCGACGUAAUAGUUUUAACAUCUUCGAUUGUAACUCAUGGAAAAAAUGUUACACGAAAACGUGUAUAAUAACUAAAUAUCCUAAAAAUAUGCCGGGGCGUUCUAAACAUACAAGAAAUGACAUUGAGAGUUUGUCUUGUCUGUGUUUCAAAGACAUAGCAUGUAGAAAUUUAGAAAUAUUUGUUUUACUUAAAAUUUCACAUAUACGAUACGAAUUCUUCUUUCUGCAUUAUAAUUCAUUUUUCAACUUAAUGUCAUUAAUCAAAUUAUGUGCGUAAACAGCAAUAUAAGAUGUGAUUUUUUAUACCCAUAUUAUUAAAUAGUGGCUCUUUAUCUAGCUCCUCUUUUGCGAAGAGAAUUAUCAAUGAUAAAAACGAUAAUGACUCAGAACUACGUCAUUUGUUUGCGUGAUAACAAAGUAUAUAACCUGCUGACUUAAAUAACACUUCUCAUUUCUUGCGUGUUGAAGAUAAAGUUCAAUUGCAAUAUAAACGAGUUCUUCCUUCAUUGCAUUAGUAUCGUUAGUUCAUAUGAACACGCAAUAUGUGAUAAUCAGUGAUUUCAUACAGUUUUAUAAUUGUGAAAAAUAUAAUCUGAACUGUAUUUAGUGACUAAUAAAAUAAUUGGUUUUCUUGUGCAAUAAAGGUAAUAUUAGCAA
Odontomachus brunneus is the source of this 3807-nucleotide messenger RNA. Its product is annotated as probable cytochrome P450 6a20. Lineage: Eukaryota; Metazoa; Arthropoda; Insecta; Hymenoptera; Formicidae. The coding region runs from base 1131 to 2648 and encodes 505 amino acids. The transcript has 7 exons. The record is from RefSeq and is a predicted model, not a curated record. Gene Ontology annotation, molecular function: iron ion binding; oxidoreductase activity, acting on paired donors, with incorporation or reduction of molecular oxygen; monooxygenase activity.